AUGGCGCUAGUCCCUGACUUUGAAGAACAAGGUAUAGAUGAUCUCGAGACAAUUCUUGUUCCUUUAGCACAUCAUUUGAGACCAAUGCUCCUCAAUUCAUGGAAAGAAAGAAGUAAGGUUGCAUUCACAAAAAAUGCAAAGAAAAUGAAAUGUUUACUAGAUAAUUUGCAACAGAGACUUGACAAGCCUUUCCUGAAUAUGCAAUUAUAUGAAAAAGCACUAAAUUUGUUUGAAGAUGACCAAUCAACUUUGCAUCAGCAAGACUGGGACUUCAUUGUGUUGCAAUUGGUCAUGUUGGUGAUGAAAUGUAUGUGCCACUUCCUCUUAGAUGUUGUUCAUGAUGAAGGAAUUGGUAUGGUUGGGAUGAGUGACCUGAAUGACAAUGUUGACAGUUCAAGUGCUGCAUAG
This is a messenger RNA of Ilex paraguariensis (yerba mate), 408 nucleotides long. The record is from the annotation of a GenBank genome assembly. NCBI's taxonomy places the organism in Eukaryota, Viridiplantae, Streptophyta, Magnoliopsida, Aquifoliales, Aquifoliaceae.